AUGGUGACCACGGAAUCUCUCCAGCUCGCGCCUCCGGCGAGGGGCGGGGCAGGAUUCAUUGUGACGCCAGUGACAGCCGCGCCCUCAGAGCGCGGGGAGGCGGUGGUGGGAGAGGCUGCUUUGCGGCUGCGGUGCGAGAAAGCUCGGGUGUUUGCAGGCUUUAGGGGCGGCGACAGCGCUCGGGGCGGGUGCUUCUUCGCUGGCUUGCGGCGGAGAGCUCAGAGCGGGUGGUCCCUUGCUCACCGGUGGCGCGGCGGAGGAUUGGGGGCGGGCGUUCUCCGCUUGCUGGGAAGCGGCGGCUGCUUAGGUGGUAAUAUAAACAGGGAGCAUGUCACCAUCACCUCAACAAGAUCAGAAUUUAACUUUACGCUUGUUAUCCCUAAGUUCAUCAAAAGACAACCUGGUUCUUCACAUCUUCCUGAAGUACAGUAUUACCUGUCCUGUGUCAUAGGUGGCAGCUGCCCACCAUAUUCAGCCAUGCGUCCGCUGGUGUUCCUGUGUGCCCAACAGGUGAUCAAGGAUGAGGAAUCUGCAUGCCAAGCCUUGGAGCUUCUGCCACAGGAUUUGUACCCAGUCCUGUUCAAGGCAGCCUUCAUGCAUGGGAAGACACUAUUGCUUCAGGCAUUGGUGCAUACGUGGCCCUAUCCCAUUCUUAGCUUCAAGCAGUUAUUGCAAGAUCGGCCACAUUGCCGUAGGGCUCUGAGGCAGGACUGGCCACACUGCCUCCGAGCCCUUCUCCAGGAAUGUCCAAACUGCCCCCGGGCCUUGCUUCAGGACCGACCUGCAGAGGAGCUGGUACAAGCAAUGAUCAUGGGAGUAAAAGCACGGCUGGAAGAAUCAACAGAUAAUGGAACUCAGCAAUCCCUCUACAGGAGACAUCCACUACAGCUAUUAGACAUGACUGGACUCCUGGAUUAUGGCUAUGAGGAGGACUUAAAAACUAUGAAAAUGUGGGCCCGUACCAUGACCAUGGCCCAAACUGGCAUUUGCCACCUCUUGGACAAAGUUGAGCAGCCAAAUGAAAGCCCCAACAAGUGUAGGAAGGUUGAGGACUUGCCAUGCACACUUCUCCCUGUAGAAGUACGAGUGGAUCUCUGGGUAACCCCCUCCUCCAGUGGCUUUCUGAAGCAGGCCCUACAGAAUAAUGCCAUCAGCCCCCUGCGCUUGUGCUGCCGGGAUUUCCGAGCCGAAGACCUCCCACCAGACAUCACUGUGGAUCUCCUGGGGCUAUUGGACCACUCAAGCUUACGCCGGCUAGACCUGUCCUUCUUUACUCUAGAAGCAGGAGGAGUGUGGGAGAUUGUGGCUUCCAUCAUGAAGUUCACUAAUCUACUGAGUUUGAAACUUCAGUACAGCAAUAUGGAUGUGUGGCGGCUCUGGGCCAUGUUGGAAGGCACCUUCAGUUUCUUGGCUUCAGAGAUGAGCAAGCUGAAACGCCUCAAGGAGCUUAAUCUGGGUACCUCCUGGCUCUCUGGCCAGCUGAGGCAGCUGCUUAGUGGCCUGCAGUGUCCCCUGGAAAGCCUGGAACUUCCUGUUUGCUACCUGCUCCCUGUGGAUUUGAGCUACUUGUCCCAAAGCCCCCAUGCUCCCCACCUCAAAAAACUGGACCUCAGUGGCAACAACCUGUCAGGUGACCUCUUGCCCCCCUUCCAGGCUCUUUUGGGGGAGGCCUCAGACUCCUUGCUGUGUCUGAAGGUGACAGAGUGCCAGCUCAUGGAUGUUCACCUUAUUAGUACCCUGCCACUUCUGUCCCGCUGUACCCGUCUACGAUACCUUGGUCUCUAUGACAAUCCCCUUUCUAGCAUUGGGCUGAAGGCCUUACUGUCACGUUCUGAGGUAAUGCCUGACCUCCAGCUGGUUGUAUACCCAUUUCCGGUGGACUGCUAUAAGGACCUACCUGGUGUGCCCCUUUCUGCAAACCUCUUAGAGGACUAUAUUGAUGAGGAGAAGUUUGCUCAGGUUCAAGGAGAGAUGCACCAGAUGCUAAUAGCAGCAGGCAGGGCUGAUGUGCUGUGGACCACAGAUGUCUAUGGCCCAAAUAUGCCCGACUACUUUAGCUUGUGA
Molecule: messenger RNA, 2064 nt
Organism: Gracilinanus agilis (Agile Gracile Mouse Opossum)
Lineage: Eukaryota; Metazoa; Chordata; Mammalia; Didelphimorphia; Didelphidae
Product: leucine-rich repeat-containing protein 14-like
Exons: 6
Coding region: 1-2064 (687 amino acids)
Cellular component (GO): cytoplasm
Source: RefSeq, a predicted model, not a curated record